AUGGCAGAGAAGACGUGUAAACAAUGGUCAAUUACUGAUAAGUUAACCUCAUAUAACGACUUCUAUACAAAUUUCGGGAAUGAUGGAGGAGGGCGCCCUGGCGGCAUGGAUACCGAAGGUACACAAUUGAAGGGAGAAAUACAGACUACUUGUCCAAAUUGUACCGAAAUUAUUAAAGAUGUUAAGAAAAUCGAUCACGCCUACGACUACGCAUGUUUGCAAGGAAGGACAACAGGUUUUAAAAGUGAUAGCGCUUCCUGCCGCUUGUUUUAUUAUUGGUUUGGACACAACUACUGGUCUCACUUAAAAGGUACAAAGUUGUCAAGCCUCUUGGAAAAAAUUUACACUAAGCUGGAAGAAACUUCUUCCUGCAAUAGUGAAAAGAAGUGUGAUUUUAAAUACAACGAUCUUGAGGACCAAGCCAUUUUCAAAGACAUGAAAAUCAUAUUUGAAUAUUACAACGAUUAUAAGCAGGUACAGAGUGAACUGAGUAAGAGUGGUACCACGUGCGCGGAAAAAUGGUCAAACUAUUGGGAAACAAUUUCCUCAGCAUGUGAAAAAAUGAAUGAUAAGUGCAAAGAGGACGGGGGCGCUGAUAAGGAAAAACAAUAUUGUAACGACUUCAAUAAUACCUAUGCUGUACAUUGUGAUACAGCUAAUCUCCAUCAAGAGAUGGAAGUACUAAUAAAAAAGAUGCAGCGUGAAGCAGACGAAGCGCAAAUAACAGCCACUAAAGCAAAAGACGAAGCCGUUCGUUCUGCUUUUACAACGUCCUCCCUUUCUUCUAUCUUUGGUACACUCGGAAUGACAGUCGCUCCUUUCAUAUUGUAUAAGUAUAAACCAUGGUAUUCUUGGUUUGGUAACCAUUCUGGAAAUGGAGGAGGAAGAAGAAGCACAAGGAAGAAAGGAUCAACUGGACAGAACUUUGAUGUGUCCGCAGAAGAUACUUUUACUGAAUAUUCCACAGAUAAUUCAACAAUAGGUGAUUCAGCAGGCGAAAGUUCCACCGUACGUUCUUCUUCUGCAUACACUACGCCGUCCACAAGACCGUCUACCGGGGGAAGAGAAAGAAGAGCAAAUAAUACACGGGCAGGUCGUGGGAUGGUAGGUUAUCAAAACAUGUAA
Messenger RNA from Plasmodium coatneyi, 1125 nucleotides. Its product is annotated as KIR-like protein. The record is from RefSeq and is a predicted model, not a curated record. The transcript has 3 exons. NCBI's taxonomy places the organism in Eukaryota, Apicomplexa, Aconoidasida, Haemosporida, Plasmodiidae. The coding region runs from base 1 to 1125 and encodes 374 amino acids.